AACUCCAGUUGAGCUGUGCUUGAGUGUGAACCAUGUAGUGUCUCAGGAUGCUCUUGGGGCAGGGGGCAGCCCCGUGGGGUUUGGGGGGCUCUGCCCCCUCCUACAGUGCCCCCUCUCUCCUCGCCCAGACCCCGCUGGGGAGGAUCUCGAGUGCCUGAUGCGGUGCCUGAAGCAGGGAGGGGUGUCCCUCAUCGGGCGGCAGCGGUUCCUGACGCAGGAGCAGUGCCGCAAGUCCUUCAUCCGGCGCAACAAGAACCCCCACAUCAACGAGAAGGUGCACGCGGUGCGGGCUCUGCAGAGCACGCUCAAGGCCCUUCCUCUCGGCAGGCGAAGCUGGUGGAGCUGCAGGCUCUGGAGCAGCUGCUCAGCGACGCUGCGCUCACCUCGGAGAAGUUCAGGCGCUGGAAGGAAGAGCACCAGGAGCUGUACCAGGACCUGCGGGAGUGGGGGGGCUGGCAGCAGGGCCAGGAUGGCGAUGGGGGGCUCGGGGAUGAGCACGGCCCCCCCGAAGAGGCAGCUGAGCCCUGACACCCCACAAGGACCUCUGGCAUGAAGCAGUGCCCAUAAAGAUCACGGUGGGUGCUCUGCUGGGGGGGUGCACGAGGGGAUUUGUGACAGUUUUGAAGAUUCGGCCCCCACAAUGGACUUGCUACAGGAGAAGCAGCUUCUGCUUAAUCCCCCCUCCCUGGGUUAGGACGUUGCCGUGACAGUUGCUUUUUUAAGAGCGGUUUGUCUCAGCUGCACGUUGGCAACGGGGGCCUUUUCCCAGAGGAACGUGCCCCCACCACACACACCAGCGCGGUGCCACCAGCCAUCCCGGCCAAGGUCUCUUCUGCUGUAAAUAAAACUGCGUCAACGCGCCCCGAUUGUGCCGUGAUUUU
Athene cunicularia (burrowing owl) is the source of this 881-nucleotide messenger RNA. RefSeq names its product connector enhancer of kinase suppressor of Ras 1 (gene CNKSR1). The record is from RefSeq and is a predicted model, not a curated record. NCBI's taxonomy places the organism in Eukaryota, Metazoa, Chordata, Aves, Strigiformes, Strigidae. The transcript has 2 exons. Bases 158 to 553 code for a protein of 131 amino acids.